GGUGCGCGCGCGCCGUUUCUUUCACCUCAGGCGGUCGGGCCGGCGCGCGUUCACGACGAGGGAGGGGGCGGCCGCCGCCGACCCCCUAUUUCCCCGGCAUGGGGUGCCCCUCCCUCCGCGGCCCGGCCCCCUCUGGACUCCGCCCGCCUCAGCGGGGCCUGUAGCGGGAGAAGCCAGAGGGCCGCCGCCGCCGCCUUUCCCUCCCCUCACACCCCGCCGCCCCGGGCAUGAGGAGACGCUCCGGCCCUCCGUGAGCGCCGCCGCCGCCGCCAUCGCGAUGGCUCAGGCCGAGAAAAUGGAGCUGGACCUGGAGCUGCCGCCGGCCGGGAGCGACGGGGGCGGCCUGAGGCGCUCCAACAGCGCCCCCCUCAUCCACGGGCUCAGUGACAAUUCACAGGUUUUUCAGCCAUAUGUCUUGCGAACCCGCAGGAACAGCACAACAGUUAUGAACCGGCACAGCAUGCUGAUAUCAUCAUCCCCAAUUCGCAUCCCUAGCAGCCGACUCCAUCAAAUCAGAAGGGAGGAAGGAGUGGAUUUGAUGAACAGAGAAACAGCACAUGAAAGGGAAGUGCAAACAGCAAUGCAGAUAAGCCAGUCAUGGGAGGAAAGCUUGAGCCUGAGUGACAACGACUUGGACAAAUCUGAAAAAUCUUCAUCUCCAAAGAGGAUAGACUUCAUUCCUGUUUCUCCAGCACCUUCGCCUACAAGGGGUAUAGGAAAGCAAUGUUUCUCUCCAUCCUUGCAAAUGUUUGUGAGUAGUAAUGGAUUGCCUCCAAGCCCUAUUCCCAGCCCUACAAGGAGGUUUUCGAACAGGAGGAGCCAGAGUCCAAUCAACUGCAUCAGGCCCAGUGUUCUUGGUCCUAUAAAAAGGAAAGGUGAAAUGGAAACUGAAAGCCAGCCAAAGAGACUCUUCCAAGGAACCACUAACAUGCUUUCUCCUGAUGUGACACAUCUGGCAGACCUCAGUUCAUGUUUGUCUUCAGAUAUUCUUGACGGGAGCACAAGCAGCGUCAGCUCUUCCUCUGACUCUUUGACCAAAGGCAGCUGCACCACGGAAUCUCCCGCUGCCUGCUCCAACUCGUGUUCACCUUUCAUCUUAAUGGAUGACCUUUCACCCAAGUGACUUGACCCAGCCAUCAGCUGAUGUCUGCCUGUGCUGUUCCCUUGCUGUACACCUGUACAGAACACCUUGUGGAAUUAAAUUCUUGAGGACGUGAGGAUUUAAACUCUGAGUGGAAGUAUCGUAAACUUAAGCCUUGCCAACUUCUCCAAGUGGUUUUGAUUAUCCUUCUUAAUGGACAUAUCAGGCCACAGAGAUGUCUGGUUUUGCUGAUUUUUUUUUUUAAAAAACAACAAAUUACUUUACCAGUAUCUGCUCAGAUCAUACUAACUUUGCUUUCAAAGAAACUGCAUACACUUUUUAAAAUUCCCAAACAAGCACCUAAUUUAUAUUAGUGUUAGAAUUGUAGAUGGAAAAUCUGUUGCUGUUGCUAUCAUGAUCACUUGUUCUGGAGGUAAGAAUGGUGGUUACAGAGUUGUUGCAAAAUCUUCACUGUUUGAGAUACUUUUUAAAAAAGUAAUGAACUAGAUUACUCUAGGUAAUGUAUUUAGGAAAAAUAAAAUUUAAGUGUUUCUGAUGGGCAAUUGGUAUAUUGUGGGGGGGGGGGGAAAACCCAUCACACUUAAAAGAUAACUACUUUAAAAUAGGGAAUUCCCCCCCCCCCCUUAUUUUCCUGUUGCAGCCUCUCUUUUGUCUUUCCCAAAGAUGGGGGAAAAGAUUUUUGAACUGUCGUUUAUGCUUCUGGUCAAUCGCUGUGAUGGUGCUGGGAGCCAAAAAUGUUUGUGGAUGGUUGUUUUUUUUGUUUUUGUUACAAUUGAAUGCUACUGUAGCUCCUUGUUUUGGCAAUGGGAGGGGGAUAAACCAGCUUUUCAUGACACACAGUUAACUCACCUGCUGCGUCUUCUAACCCAGACUGCUUCAAGGUUGUGUUGGAUUACCACCGUAGUUCAAAAGUGUCUUCAGCCAAGGGGAUGCAAGGGGCAUGGUGGCAGUUAAUAGCCACAGUUGUUUAGGCUAUAUCAUGUAGACCUUAUCAAGCAUUCGGUGUCUCCUGUGGCGCUGAGAUGUGUUUGUGCCUUAGGGGACAUAGUCACAAAGUGGAGGAAUGUAAACCAGAGGGGACUGGGUGGGGGAAAAGGAUUUUUGUUGUAAAGAGUGCUUGUAUCAGGUGCUAUUGCCACUACUGCUUUUCCUUGGCCGCUCCUUGAUCUGCUGAGGGGGUGGGAUCCUCGGAGCAGUCCCAGCUGUUCUGUGAUUGCGCCAGAUGGCAGUGUAUCCUUAGAACAGCCCCUUGGGCCUGCCUUAGAGAGAGCAGGCCAAUAAGCUAACCUUAAUUUUCAUAAAGGCUUUACUGUUCACUUGGAUGCUAGCUCCACUUAUAGCGUGCCGUAUCGUAAGGAGCUACAUGUAAGCUAUGAGAAGUAAGUCUGCUGUGUGCCCUAGUUUAAUCUGGGGUUCAGCAAGUGAUUUAUUUCUCAUAAGAUCUAACCGGGCUUAAAAAAUAAAUAAAAAAAGAGAUCCAUUUGUAAUCUACUGUGUUAUGCUAUUUAUUAUUUAUAACUGUAAAAAAAAUAGUCUGGUGAUGACUUAUAGUAUUUUUUUAUGAUUGAAACCCUUUUUUAUGUUCCGUGAGUACUGGCUGGUCUGUAUUUAAUAGGCAACGUUGUCUGCCAGAAAUGUACGCUUCCAGUUUUGAAUGUUUGUAAGUAAUUCAAUGCUCUUAUUGUCAAAGUACAACUUCUGUUUUUUGUCCCCGUCCCCCCCUCUUUUGGUAAGAUAAUAGCACUGAAUUUGACACGAGACUGUGCUAACCUGUAAAGCACAUGAUCUCUGGCAAUACUUGUCUGGCUAAGAACGUGUGGGGGAGAAAAAAAAGAGGAUGUUUGGCUCUCCAUACUUAACGUUUUGCUUUUGAAAGUGUUUGUUUGGAAUUGUAAUAAAUACCAUACUUGGGCCAGUUGUGCCUCUCUUACCUGUAUUACUAUUCUUGCUGUGGAGAGUUAGUUUCCCCACUUUCAAUAAAUGUGCAUAUUGUAA
Molecule: messenger RNA, 3097 nt
Organism: Elgaria multicarinata webbii
Lineage: Eukaryota; Metazoa; Chordata; Lepidosauria; Squamata; Anguidae
Gene: PABIR2
Product: PABIR family member 2
Exons: 10
Coding region: 278-1123 (281 amino acids)
Molecular function (GO): protein serine/threonine phosphatase inhibitor activity
Source: RefSeq, a predicted model, not a curated record